This is a messenger RNA of Calidris pugnax (ruff), 1380 nucleotides long. RefSeq names its product eukaryotic translation initiation factor 2B subunit beta (gene EIF2B2). Gene Ontology annotation, molecular function: guanyl-nucleotide exchange factor activity; translation initiation factor activity. The transcript has 9 exons. Lineage: Eukaryota; Metazoa; Chordata; Aves; Charadriiformes; Scolopacidae. Gene Ontology annotation, biological process: translational initiation. Gene Ontology annotation, cellular component: eukaryotic translation initiation factor 2B complex. The record is from RefSeq and is a predicted model, not a curated record. Bases 1 to 1056 code for a protein of 351 amino acids.
AUGCCGGGCGCCGCCGAGCGCAGCUCGGAGCUGUCGGAGCAGAUCGAGGCCUUCGUGGCGCGGCUGCGGGGCGGCGGGGAGCGGCCGCGCUCCGAGGACACGGCCCGGCAGACGCUGUCGCUGCUGCGGAAGAUCAUCGGGCACGGGCGAUGGAGCCGGGCCGGGGAGCUGAUGGAUCUGAUCCGGACGGAGGGCCGGAGGAUGACGGCGGCCCAGCCCUCCGAGACCACGGUGGGCAACAUGGUGCGGCGGGUGCUGAAGGUCAUCCGGGAAGAGUACGGCAGGCUUCACGGGCGCAGUGAGGAGAGCGACCAGCAAGAAUCCCUGCACAAACUCCUGACUUCCGGAGGACUGAGCGAGGAUUUCAGCACCCCUUAUCCUCCCCUCAGAUCUAACGUUAUUGAAGCUAUUAACGAGCUGCUAAUAGAGCUAGAGGGCACCACUGAUAACAUUGCCAUGCAGGCGCUGGAGCACAUCCACUCCAAUGAGGUGAUCAUGACCAUUGGCUACUCGCGCACCGUUGAGGCCUUCCUGAAGGAAGCUGCCCGCAAGCGGAAGUUCCAGGUCAUCGUGGCCGAGUGUGCGCCCUUCUGCCAGGGUCACGAAAUGGCUGUCCGACUAUCUAAAGAGAACAUUGAAACUACCGUCAUGAGCGAUGCAGCUAUUUUUGCUGUCAUGUCUCGAGUCAACAAGGUCAUCAUUGGUACAAAGACAAUCCUGGCCAAUGGUGCCCUGAUUGCUGUGAGUGGGACUCACACUCUGGCGCUGGCAGCGAAACACCACUCCACUCCGCUCAUCGUCUGUGCCCCCAUGUUCAAGCUUUCACCCCAGUUCCCUAAUGAAGAAGAUUCAUUCCACAAGUUUGUGUCACCACAGGAAGUGCUGCCGUUCACAGAAGGGGAGAUCCUGGCAAAGAUCAAUGUUCACUGCCCAGUGUUUGACUACGUCCCUCCAGAGCUCAUCACUCUCUUCAUUUCUAACAUUGGGGGUAACGCACCGUCCUACAUCUACCGCCUCAUGAGUGAGCUCUACCACCCAGAUGACUAUGAACUCUAACGCCAUGAAGCAUGUCACUCUUCAGGCUCUUUCUGCCUUUCUCUUCAGAAAGAUACAGCAGCUAAUUAAAGUGUACUUCGUAAAGAUGGGUUGCUGUGGGGAAUCGGUGGGGAAUUUGCUCAGCAAUGUCCUUCCUACCCAAAAGCAACAGAAGGCAGAGCUCUUGUACAGGUAUUGAUCCCUGUGCUGUCUCAGAAGCACAUGGAGCUGCUGACCCGCUUUGAUUUUGAAACAGCAAAGCAGACGUGUAACCCUCUGGGGCAGCUGAGCUGUUACUUCAAAGUAUGCUGCAAUAAAGGCUGUUUACAGUGAUCUCGCUGUUAA